Pararge aegeria (speckled wood butterfly) is the source of this 2129-nucleotide messenger RNA. RefSeq names its product organic cation transporter protein-like. NCBI's taxonomy places the organism in Eukaryota, Metazoa, Arthropoda, Insecta, Lepidoptera, Nymphalidae. The transcript is spliced from 8 exons. Gene Ontology annotation, molecular function: transmembrane transporter activity. Gene Ontology annotation, cellular component: membrane. Gene Ontology annotation, biological process: transmembrane transport. The record is from RefSeq and is a predicted model, not a curated record. The coding region runs from base 360 to 1961 and encodes 533 amino acids.
AUUUGGACAGGACUUGUUGAAAGUCACUGUACUGUACUGUAGUACUGUUUUAACCGGAUCGAUAUAUGUGUUAAUACUAUGUUUAAAGUUAACGUGGUCUUAGAAAAUGUUUGUUGAGGGACAAGACUGCCAACUUAAGUAAUUAAGUGUUGUUUUAGUAAGAAGUAUUGUGUAGUUUUAGUAGCAGUGUGGGUGGAAAGGGUCAGAGGAUCUGUUAGAUUUAUCCAGAGCUUCAGAGACAUGCAUGGAACAAAAUUAAAAUCAGAACAAAAGAAUUCGAAACUUAAACGGUUUUAGUACUAUCUCGUGAUAAUAUUGUGAUGAAUAUUGCGGGAGAAAAAUAAUAUACCGCCAGAAAAAUGGUUGCUAAUUCUAAUGAGAACAGCGUGCAUUUGGACGAGGUGUUGAAGAAGUUUGGUGCGUUCAACCGGUACAACAUUCGGGCCGUAUUGUUGAUAAGCUUCGUGUUUUUCACUAAUAAUAUGCAUUGUAUCAACUAUAUCAUCGUUGCUGAAGAAACGCCAUACAGAUGUAAAAUAGAUAAAUGCGAGUCAGAGAGCAAUGUGUUCCAACAACCGUGGUAUAAUUUCACCGCACCGCUCGACUCCAGAGGUUGUAAUCGGUACAGUGAAAUCAACGAGGAAUGUUCAGAAACCGGCUUCAAUACUUCACUUGUUGAAACAUGUGAUGACUGGGUUUACAAGAGAGAUGACAGUUUUGUUGCUGAGUUCAAAUUGGCAUGCCAGGAUUGGAAGCGGACAUUUGUUGGCACUGUUCAUAGCAUUGGGAUGAUGAGUGGUCUUCUGUUCCAAGGGCAACUGUCUGAUAAGAUAGGUCGCAAAGCAGCAGUCAUUAUCGGGGGCGUAGCAGCCCUUGUAUUUGGAGUCGCUAAGAGUUUUGCUAAUUCAUAUGUGGUUUAUAUAAUACUAGAAUGGUUCGAAGCUACAUUUGGGGAUAAUUGUUCACCUGCUUUUAUAAUGGGGGUGGAACUAAUGCACGGCGACUACAGACUGCAUCAGCAAAUAUUUUUUUGCUUCGUCGCUACUCUCGGUGGCGUCGCGUUCGCCGUAGCAGCUUAUUUAGUUCCCUACUGGAGACACUUCGUCCGGGUGAUUUAUGCGCCGGCCCUCCUUUUCAUAUUAUACUACUUUAUCAUGGACGAGAGCGUGCGAUGGUUGCUGAGCAAAGGAAAAAGGGAGGAUGCGACAAAUUUGUUAUUAAAAAUGGCUAAAGUAAACAAAAUUGCAUUGGAUGAGAAAACGAUAGUCAAUAUAAAAUGCGAAGAAAACAAGGUCGAGAGCUCUGCCCUAAGGGAGACAUUCCGUUCCAAGAUAGUGAUUAAGAGAUUUUUAAUAUGCCUGGUAUGGUGGACAUCUUGUACGUUCAUUGCCUUCGGGUUGAUAGUUAACGUUGGCUUUCUAGCUGGCAAUAAGUAUUUGAAUAUUGGAAUAAUGUCGUUAUCUGAUAUACCGGCGAGUAUAGCUAUGGUUUUUAUUUUGAAACGAUAUAAGAGGAAGAAGCCCCUACUCAUAUCUUUUAUUUCGGCUGGAUUGCUGUGCCUUGUACAGCCGUUUGUACCUAAACAAUAUGUAUGGAUGUCAACAGGGAUAUACUUUCUUGGCAGAUUUGUAUCAACGUUCACUUUCACUACAGUCUACGUUUACACGUCCGAGUUGUUUCCAACUUAUUCCAGGAAUUCCAUGCACGCCUUGUGCUCUGCUAUUGGAAGGAUUGGUUCUAUUUUAGCACCAAUGACACCAUUAUUGACUGUGUACAUGGAAAGUCUACCAACAUUGCUAUUCGGCGGUAUAUCCGUGUUAGCCGGAUUAACGACGAUGCUGGUACCAGACUUGGCGAAUGAACCACUGCCUGACAACGUCCAGCAAGCGGAGAAUAUCGGCACUUAUCAAUUGACAAUAACAACUAAUAAAGAAGUUGAAGAGAACUGCAAAACUUUAUAGAACAUCUUAAUAUCCUUCGCGAUUAUUAACGCAAGAAUUAAGACAGAAAUAUCUUAAAGAUAUCUAUGGAUAGGUUCUGUUAAGAAAGGAUCACAACAGGAACAUGUUGCUAGUGGAUUUUAUAAGUUAAAACUUCACCAGAAUCCAAAAUAAAUACACUUAUGUCUC